Molecule: messenger RNA, 1408 nt
Organism: Cyprinodon tularosa
Lineage: Eukaryota; Metazoa; Chordata; Actinopteri; Cyprinodontiformes; Cyprinodontidae
Gene: serhl
Product: serine hydrolase like
Exons: 12
Coding region: 128-1114 (328 amino acids)
Source: RefSeq, a predicted model, not a curated record
CCGCUGAGCACACGUGACAUGAGACACCCGGAAACCUUCUGCGGAUUAAUAAAUACUUGAUUCUUAAAUGACAGCAAGUUUAGAUUAUUGGUAUUAAAGUAAAUUGUUCCUUCUGGGAUUAACGGAGAUGAUUCAGGCGUUAAAAGGUGUGAGACACGUCACGUCCGGUGCGGCGAAGCAAGCAGUUUCAGAGCUCUGCAUCGCGGUGCCAUGGGGGGAGAUCAGAGGUACAGUCUGGGGUCCUGAUCAUGGUCGGCCGGUGCUGUGCCUGCAUGGCUGGGCUGAUAACUGUGGGACGUUCAACGCGCUGCUCCCUUUUCUACCCAAAGACUUCAGGUACGUCGCGGUGGACUUGCCCGGUCACGGCUGCUCAUCCCAUCGUCCUCCUGGAGUUCUCUAUGCCUUCCCUUCUUACGUGUUGGACGUGCGCAGAGUGGUUGAUGCGCUGCAGUGGAGCAGGUUCUCCAUCAUCGGCCACAGCAUGGGUGGAAACAUAGCUGGAAUGUUCAGCGCUCUGUAUCCUGAGAUGGUGGACGCCGUGGUGCUGCUGGACUCCUACGGGUUCAUACCUACUGAUCCGAAAGAAAUGCCUGGAAUACUACGGCAGGGGAUGGAUGAGAUGAUCCAGUUUGAAAAGAAGAUGGAGGGCAUGAAGGGGCGAGUUUACACCUAUGAAAAGGCUGUUGAAAGGCUUUUGGCUGCUAACCCAAGUCUGGGUGAAGCGUCUGCAAAGAUCCUCUUAGAGCGAGGUCUGGUCCAGGUGGACGGAGGAGUGACGUUCUCCAGAGACUUUCGCAUCAACCUGAAGAACAUUUCUCGCCUCAGUCUGGAACAGAGUCUGGAGCUGCAGUCCAAGAUUGAAGCUUCUGUCCUUGUUGUUCUAGCAGAAGGUGGAUUUGAGAAAAUAUUUACAGACGGUGACAAGAAGAAAUUUACAUCGACUCUUCUUCAGGCCUACAGGGAUAGAAAUAACACGGUGGUGAAGGUUCCAGGUGAUCAUCACGUCCACCUAAACAAUCCUGAAGUGGUGGCGCCGCUGGUGUCCGAGUUCCUGCAGAACAAAGCGCUCUCGCCGUCAGCAGGAUCCGCAGACGUCACUUCCCCCAAGUUAUAGUGAAGAUGCCAGAAAACCAAGCGUGUCUUCUUGCUAACUAAUGUGCAUUAAUGCAGCUUGGUGCCUAAAAUCAUCCUGUUGAUUUGCAUAAAACAUGAUUUGAUGUUCCUGAACUAAAAGUGCCGAAAGCUUCCGCUUUAUGAACAAACUCAAAGAUCAGAUCAGCGUCUGAGAAAAACAUCAUUAACUCUGAAAUCUAAUCAAGUUAAGCUGCUAUUUUCCCUUUUAUGGGAUUUUUAAUGUUAAAGAAGCUUUUCUAGUUUUGGAGUCAUAAGAAAUAAAUAAUAAAUGAAA